AUGAUUUUUCGACAAUCAACUAAUAACAUAAAUCAUCAAAUAUCUUCAAAUAAAAUUUUAAUAAUUCUUGCUAUUGCUUAUGGUUUGAUCAUAGCACCUGGAAUUGCCUUUUUUAUUGUUGGUGAAAUAACAAAUAUUAAUUCUGAUAGACAUGGAUUUCUUAUAUUAGUAGGAAUAGCUAUUGCUUUGACUAGAAUUGAAUCAAUAGUUUUUGGUAGUGGAUGUUGUCUUAUACAAUCAAGAUAUGUUGCACGACUACGACAAGCCAUUGCUGAAGAAUCAAUACAAUAUUCAUCAAAAUCACCAAUAGCAUUAAAAUAUCUUGGUUUACUUGCUAUGUCGAAAAUCUUACAUACACAUUCAAAAAGUGUUCAAGUACAUAGUGAUUUAAUAAUGCUUUGUCUGGAUAAUAAAGAUGAAUCAAUUCGUUGA
Messenger RNA from Rotaria sordida, 432 nucleotides. Lineage: Eukaryota; Metazoa; Rotifera; Eurotatoria; Philodinida; Philodinidae. The record is from the annotation of a GenBank genome assembly.